GACGAUGAUGGUUCCGGCGAGGGUUCCUCUGAGCAAGCCUCUCAGGAGGACACGGCCUCGGAGGAGCUUCCGGAGUCUUCCGCCUCGGCCUUGGGUUCCGAGAGCGAAGGUGGAGACUGCAGCGAGGCUGCAGACGAGGACGACAGCGAGGAUGACGCAUCCUCGGCGGCCGAGUCGUUGUCGUCGUCGGAGAAGCCCGCCAAGAAGCAGAAAACCGAGAAGCCGGAGAAGGACCGCAAGAACGAGAAGCCGGACAAGAGCGAGAAGAAGACCGAGAAGCCCGACAACCGCGAGAAGAAGACCGAGAAGCCGGACAACCGCGAGAAGAAGACCGAGAAGCCGGACAGUGCGAAGAAGACCGAGAAGCCGGACAGUGCGAAGAAGACCGAGAAGCCGGAGAGAUCCGACGACUUGUCAAGCCGCCGCAAGGAGAAGAAAGAGAAGAAGGAGAAGGAGGCCCUGGCUGUCCAGAAGCUGACGCCGACCGCUGCGGCCGCGAUCGGCAAGGCCAUGGUUUGUGCCGGGGAGACUACGGAGCAGGGUGCUGCUGAUCUUGCAAGUGCCAACAGCAGCCUCGUCAUCAAAUUGUCUGUGUGUGGCCUGAAGAAGCGUGAGAUCGAAAAGAAGUACCCCGCGGAGAAGGCAAAGGCUUUGAUCGACCGGCUGCUGAAGAAGAAAAUGUAUGAGGAAGACGAGGACUUCCCCGGGGACGAGGAAGAGUACUUCUUCUACGUGAGCGGCGGUGCGAAGAUGCGGCGCGAGUCGAAGACUACCGAGUCGUUGGGCCUGAAGGUGAAAGACAACGCCCCCGAUAAGGGCCUCGUGGACGCCUUGACGGGCGAGGGCGGCUUGCUGGCAUCCGGGGCCCUUCCGACCAUGGAGGGCAUGAAUGAGGAGGGAUCGAAAAACCUCCUGAAUGCCAUGGUGAAGGACGGUGUGGCCAAGCCGAAGCCUGCAAAGACCAGGACGGAGGAGGAUGUGGAGAAGCUGGCUCCCAAGGAGCCAUGGGAGCUCUGCCAGGAUCGCAUGAAUGAGAUCCUGAACGAGAGCGCUUCCUCGAGGAAGUACGCCUUAAGCUUGGCCCACAUCGAUUACAGUGGGGAUUUGUCUUCCGACCUGCAGAAGCACUCUUCGAAAUUGGAGAGCAUCUACACAAAACUCCAAGGCCUCAAAAAGGCCAACGUGCAAAAAAACUCCAAGUACACCAAGUUCUACGAGAUCAUCGACGCGAUGCACGCAUGGUAUGAGAAGGCCGAGGCGCAGUAUUUUGUUUCGGGGUGGGUGUGGGUGUGGGUGGUGUUCUGGGUUCGUAAGUGA
Symbiodinium necroappetens is the source of this 1317-nucleotide messenger RNA. The record is from the annotation of a GenBank genome assembly. Lineage: Eukaryota; Dinophyceae; Suessiales; Symbiodiniaceae.